AUGCUUCAUGGGUAUGGUGGCAAUUCAAAGUGGCAAUUCAUCCAUCAAGUAGGUUCACUUUCUCAAAGUUUCAAUCUGUACAUACCUGAUCUAUUGUUCUUUGGCAAAUCCUACGCCAACAAGCCAGAAAGGACAGAGGUUUUCCAAGCAAAAUGUGUGGCAGAAGGAUUGAAGAGAUUAGGGGUGGAGAGAUUUGCUGUAUACUCUAUAAGUCAUGGAGGGUAUGUGGCAUAUUGGAUGGCUGAGAUGUAUCCAAAGUUGGUGGAGAAAGUUGUGGUUGUGAGUUGUGGGGUUGGGAUGACAGAGGAGUAG
Messenger RNA from Prunus armeniaca (apricot), 312 nucleotides. Lineage: Eukaryota; Viridiplantae; Streptophyta; Magnoliopsida; Rosales; Rosaceae. The record is from the annotation of a GenBank genome assembly.